AUGAAGGAACUAUGGUUCUUAAGGAAUGACUGCACUUAUGGGAACGAGAAAUGUGAUAUAAAUGCUACUAAGAAGAGGAUAAUGAAAGGCAUCUUUGACAGUGAUACAAGAAUGAAAGCAUGUAUGUGGAAUAGUCAAUAUGACCUGAAAAUUCUCAAACUGUUUGUAUUGAAGACCAGAAGGGUGAAGAGAUUGAUAGUCAAAGAAGUUUAUUUCCAUCUACCAAGUCAGGGUAAAUUACUACUAUGCUGUGAUGGUGCUUCAAGAGGAAAUCCAGGUAUAUCUGGCUAUGGUAUAGUUGGGAGAACUUAUACAGGUGAAUUUGUAGUGGCAAUUUCAGGAGGGAUAGGAAUCUCUACAAACUUCUAUGCAGAGGUGAUUGCAAUACUAGUUGUAGGAGAAUGGGUUGUGCAUAAUGGAUUUUUAGAACUAAUUUUUAGAACUGAUUCUCAGGAAGUAAGGAAGGAUUUAUACAGUAAAAAUCUACCUUGGUUUGCAAUAACAAGGUGGGAGAAGAUAUGUGAUGCAGUGGUGUCGUGGAGCUUCACACAUAGCUACAGAGAAGUCAACUUCUCUGCAGAUAACAUGGCUAAUAAGGGAGUUGUCCUUAGUAGAGGUGAACAAAGA
Papaver somniferum (opium poppy) is the source of this 627-nucleotide messenger RNA. RefSeq names its product ribonuclease H-like. The transcript has a single exon. The record is from RefSeq and is a predicted model, not a curated record. Gene Ontology annotation, molecular function: RNA-DNA hybrid ribonuclease activity; nucleic acid binding. NCBI's taxonomy places the organism in Eukaryota, Viridiplantae, Streptophyta, Magnoliopsida, Ranunculales, Papaveraceae. The annotation marks the transcript as partial.